ACAUCGUGAUCGUUUAUACUAUCGAUAGUACGUGUAAUGUGUUAAAAAGGUACCGCGAUGUCUAUGACUUUUUCGGCCCAUACUUGUGCUCUAAUUUUGCUCCUUUUCAGAAGUUAAAUGGAUAUUACAAAUCAGAAUUGAUCUUGAGGCAAGAUGUCGAAGCUGUUUGUUCCUCUGGUGCUCCUGGCUGAGCUUCUUGGUCUGGUGUCCUGCAUCUUGAUUGGACUGUGGAUGGGAAGGUAUCUCGGUGGGUUUGCAUGGGAUGGUUCCAGUCAAGAGUUCAACCUCCAUCCACUCCUCAUGACAGUAUCAAUGGUUUUUCUUUAUGGAAAUGCCACCAUGAUCUACCGUAUUUUCACUGGUGUCGAUGUCCCUCGCAUCGCUGUCAAGGCAACCCACGCUGGGGCUCUUCUACUAGCCACCAUCAUGAUGUCUGUUGGAUUGACGGCCGUUUUUCAAAAUCACAACGCUAAUGGAAUCCCUAACUUAUACAGUCUUCAUAGCUGGUUAGGAAUUACGACGGUGUCCAUGUUCUUAUUACAGCUAGUACUUGGUUUAGGAAUCUUUUUACUUCCAUUUGCCUCAAGCCAACUCCGUGCAUCCUACUUAUCAUCCCAUGUCUUCUUUGGUAUUGCUAUCCUCUCGAUGGCAGCAGCGACAUGUCUUAUCGGCAUCCUAGAGAAGAUCAUGUUUUCAGGGAUUAAGUAUUCGGACCUGCCUGCUCCAGCGAUUAUUGCAAACGCAGCGGGAUUGACCAUUGUUGGAUUCGUCAUCACUGUGGCAUACAUCUUAACCACAAACAAGGCAGCAUCAUCCCCGAAUAGAAACUACUCCAAUCUCCACUAAGAUGUUCAUCGCAUACCCGAGAAUCCAUCUCUGAACAAACACCCCAACACAAACUCACUAAAAAAGAUCAAACACAAGAGUCUGAAUUGGCCAAGCUAUUCGCUACAAGACAGCCCCUCGCAUGGACAGAGCAGAGAGGCAACUGCUACAAAGCCAUUGUUUUUGGAAUUGAUUCUGCCUCCUUCUGUAAGUCUGAAGAAUCUUGCAACCGUCAAAAUAUGAAUUAUUCUGAUGGAAACUGAGUUGGUAAAGGUUAAUAUAAUAUGCCCAUUUAUAUAGCGCAGUUACUAUGUGCAUAUACUCAACUGCGCUUUGAUACUUGGUAUCAUAUUAUUACCCCUGCUGUAGCUGAGCCGCCAUAUUAAUAGGCGCUAAAGAGUUCAAGGAAUAAAUCCUACCGGGUACCCAUUCACCUCACCUGGGUCGAGUGCAACACAAUGCGGAUAAAUUUCAAGCCGAAGGAAAAAAUAUAAAAAAGGUAAGGAAUACCAUGGGGUUAUACAAUGGUUAACAAACAGAGCAGAGAGGGGCAGAGCUUUGGGGGAGGCAGGGCGGACCAUGAGUUUUUUUUUAAGUAGUGAAAAAUGGUGGGAUAAAAUAGGCAAAUAGGAGAGGUCCGGUCUGGGCCAUGUAACUGCACAUGCCACUUUAAAUCAAUUAAGACCAAGUAUGGCUUUUAUGCCAUCUAGCCCCCCCCCCCCCCCCCCUAUCCCCAUCAAAAUAUACUGGCAUUGCCCCUGGAGCCUUUGUAUAACAUUACGGUGAUUCAAUAAAUAAAUUUACAUGUAUAACAAUGUUGCGGGAGAACUGUUACUCCCCACCAUUGUAUCAAAUUAUUAAUAAUUUGGAACUGACUACCUUGAGCAUACAGUCAGCAUAAUGUCACUCUUGUGGUACUUUAUGACAAAAUAGUAUUCUUUUUCUGCAGUUGUACUUGUGCUAAAAUUUUCAACAGCUGAAUUGAUUUAUGCUAUGUACCAAAGCCAAACUAGUCAAACUAGAUUGUAUUAUUUAAACCCUUUAUAUUGUCAUGUUAUGCUUUGAAUUCAGUACCAUGUAAUGUAAUGUAUAGAGAAUACUUGUUAAUGAUUGUAAUCUAAUGAUCAUUACUGGCCCAAUCACAGUUCCCCUACGGCAGCCUUAGGCGAGUCAAAAACAGCCGUUGUAACAUUUUUUUGUACCAGAUAUAUAUGGGUGGUUUGAAUAAAAAUAAAUGAAACGGCUGUUUUCAACUCGCCGUACGGCCUCCCCAGGGGAAAUGUGACUGUUAUCAUUAACGAUGAUGGCCGUUUACAAUGAAUUAUUCUGAUUUAAAGGAAUCCUAGUUGAAUAUCUGUGAAGAAUAUUAAAGAGAGUGUUGCCUAGAAACAUUUUCAUACCUACGAAAGCAUUAUCUCUUGAUUUUUUUUUUCAAAACUGGAUUUUAGAAAUAAUUUUUGUUCAUUUGUACUGCAUUUAUCCUUGAGCUAAAAUGAUGAGUUUAGCUGAAAUAAUGUACAUCUACACACAAUUUAUUUCCUGGUUUAUUGUAAAAAGUCCUAAAUACAAGUGUGCAAAUAUGUAUUGUGUGUGGACGUACAGGCUGGAAAUAUUUAUAUCUCAAUAAAUAGAGUAAAAUUCACAAAGCAAAAUGCUGAAAAUUCGAUCAAAAUCGGAUAACAAAUAACAAAGUUAUUGAAUUUUAAAGAUUUGCAUUAUUUCGGUGAAACAGUUCGAGGCAUGUCUUAUGAAUAUUCAUUAGGUGAGCUGAUGAUGUCAUAUCCCCACUUGUUCUUUUGUAUUUUAAUAUGUGAAAUUAGGUUAAUUCGAAAAUUUUCUACCAAGAACUAAAACAGUUUCAUUGACAACUGACGAAGUGCAUUCGUUAUUUAUUGCCGCAACUUAUUUCAUCAUCAUGGAGACACAUCAUUUACACAUGUAUGAAAAAAAUGAAACUUUUAUGAUUUCAUGUAAUAACAUAAAACAAGGGAAAGUGGGGAAGCGACAUCAUCAGCCCACCUAAUGAAUAUUCAUGACGAUGUGCAUAUAACUGUUUUCACAAAAUAUAGAUAAACUUUAAAAUUCAAUAACUUCGUUAUUUGUUAUUCGAUUUUGAUGAAAUUUUCAGCAUUUUGCUUCGUGAAUUGUACUCUAUUUAUUUAGAUAUAAAUAUUUUUAGCCCGGACCAUCCCUUUAAAACAUUCCUAGGGUUGAGUGAAGUGGUUUCACAGUGCACUAAGUAUCUUUUGUGGGUAUACUGUACAUGUAUGUCGGUCCUGAAAAUGGCCACCCAAACUCAAUGUUGUGUGUUCUUGCUGUCUUCAGGAGAAUGAGCAAAAGUUGUAAAAGUAGGCUAUAUAAUAUAUUCUGUCACUGUGCUUUGCAGGGUACAUGUCUCUGAUUGGCUGGAGAAGUCACAUGACAUCCACAUACAUGUAUACGGAUGUGAGUGACAGAGUUUGAGACAUCAGUAACACACUGACGUUUGCAAUCUGAGAAGUUAUACCAAGUGAAUGUACAGCUACAUAUAUGAGAAGUGCAACUUGUUAUUGUUCCAUUUAAUAAAAUUUCAGUUCAAUUGUA
This is a messenger RNA of Lytechinus pictus (painted urchin), 3408 nucleotides long. Its product is annotated as lysosomal membrane ascorbate-dependent ferrireductase CYB561A3-like. The coding region runs from base 154 to 846 and encodes 230 amino acids. The transcript has 5 exons. Gene Ontology annotation, molecular function: oxidoreductase activity. The record is from RefSeq and is a predicted model, not a curated record. NCBI's taxonomy places the organism in Eukaryota, Metazoa, Echinodermata, Echinoidea, Temnopleuroida, Toxopneustidae.